Messenger RNA from Zymoseptoria tritici IPO323, 7203 nucleotides. It is a transcript of the gene PKS7, whose product is annotated as polyketide synthase. Gene Ontology annotation, biological process: fatty acid biosynthetic process; secondary metabolite biosynthetic process. NCBI's taxonomy places the organism in Eukaryota, Fungi, Ascomycota, Dothideomycetes, Mycosphaerellales, Mycosphaerellaceae. The transcript is spliced from 7 exons. Gene Ontology annotation, molecular function: phosphopantetheine binding; fatty acid synthase activity; oxidoreductase activity. Bases 1 to 7203 code for a protein of 2400 amino acids. The record is from RefSeq and is a predicted model, not a curated record.
AUGGCCAGUGAACAUCGCUCCUCCAAGGAGUUCAAGCAAGAGCCCCUUGCCAUUGUCGGUUUGGCUUGCCGCUUGCCGGGUCAUUGCAAUUCACCCAGAGACUUCUUGAAUCUCCUCCAAGCAGGACGAAUUGCAUCUAUCGAGGUUCCCAAGUCCAGGUUCAAUCGAGAUGGCUUCUACGCUGGUCCAAACCAACCGGGGUCAAUCCGGUCUCCUGGUGGCAUGUUCAUCGAGGAUAUCGAUCCGAAAACAUUCGAUGCAACAUUCUUCGGGAUCAACAAGCAAACAGCGGUCGCAAUGGAUCCUCAACAGCGCCAACUCCUGGAAGUCGUCUACGAAGCAAUGGAGAACGCCGGGAUCCGGCUGGAAGACGUCAAUAAGAAGCCGAUCGGCUGCUUUGUUGGCUCGUACGCAGUCGACUAUGGCGAUAUUCAAGGUCGAGAUCCGGCGGAUCGAGCUCCCGGCGUGACCGUGGGCGUCGGCAGAGCGAUCCUGAGCAAUCGAAUCAGCUAUUUCCUCAAUACGCAAGGCCCCAGCAUGACCAUUGACACGGCUUGCUCGGGAAGCUUGGUUGGGUUGGAUGUUGCCGCUCGAUAUCUCUCCAGUGGUGAGAUCGAUGGUGCGAUUGUGGCCGGGGCGAACAUUUAUCUCAGCCCGGAGCACGCCAUGGACAAGGGAGUGAUCAACGGGGCCAUGUCACCCACCGGAAAAUGUCAUACCUUCGAUGCCCGGGCUGAUGGGUAUAUCAAGGCCGAAGCCGUGAACGCCGUCAUCGUCAAGCGUCUUUCCGAUGCUCUUCGAGAUGGAGAUCCUGUUCGAGCCAUCAUUCGCGGCUCCGCCACCAACAAUGAUGGGAGAACUGGCGGAAUCACCGCGCCCAGUCCUGAAGCGCAGGCCGUGGCCAUCCGAGCUGCAUAUGCGAAUGCAGGCAUUACGGACUUUAAUGCAACGACAUACGUCGAGUGCCAUGGCACCGGCACGCAGGCGGGAGAUCCUGCUGAAGCGCAGGGAGUCGCUUCCGUCUUUGCGGAAACACGAGAUCCUCUGCACCCACUCAUCAUCGGCUCGGCCAAGGCGAACAUUGGUCACUCGGAGCCGGCGGCCGGCGUCACGGGACUCAUCAAAGCCAUUCUCACGCUGGAGAGUGACUCCAUCCCGGGCCUACCAUCUCUCCAGACUCCCAAUCCUCAAAUCGAUUUCGAGGGACUCAGGCUGAGAGUAUCACGAGAUGCUGUCCCAUGGCCUGAAGUGGCAUUGCGAAGAGUGAGCGUCAACUCCUUUGGAUACGGAGGCUCCAAUGUGCAUCUUGUCCUAGAUGCUCCGAACAACGAGCAACGACGUUUAUUUCAAUUCUCGUACGAGGGCAACGACACCGGGCGAUUGCUGCAACAGGAGCGAGGACCCUCGCGACCGACCUUGCUUGUCCUGAGCGCCCAUGACGAACAAGCUGUGCGUCGGAACUUCCUUUCGCUCCAAAAACACCUCUUGAACCCUAGCAUAUCGACAGAUUUGGGCAGUCUGAGUUACACUCUCUCCGAGCGUAGAAGCCGCCUGUUUCACCGCGGUUUUAUCGUCACGGAUUCAAGCGAGCUGGACGUGGGCCAUCUCGUCACUGGCAAACGACGUGGGAAGCCGCCGAACAUUGGAUUCAUCUUCACGGGCCAGGGUGCCCAGUGGCCACGGCAAGGCAAAGCGCUGCUGGAGUAUUAUCCGCAGGCCAAGAAAGUCAUCCUGGACCUCGACGACGUCUUGGCGAGGUUGCCGCACCCGCCUGCUUGGAAAUUGAUUGACGAGUUGACACUUUCGCGAACUGCGGACGAAGUACAGAGGCCGGAACUCUCGCAGGCGCUCGUGACCGCGCUGCAGCUAGCCCUGGUUCACAUUCUCAAAGAAUGGAAUGUCAUACCGACCGCCGUGCUUGGUCACUCGUCUGGGGAGAUCGCCGCCGCAGCAGCAACGGGGAUCAUAACCAAUGCUCAAGCAAUCACUCUGGCGUACUACCGAGGCUACGCCGCAGAAAGAGCCGCACAAGUCAGCGGUUACGGUAUGUUGGCUACAGGAGUUGGCGCUGUUGAAGUCCGACCAUUCUUGGAGGGCGUGGAAGACGGCGUUGAGAUCGCAUGCUGCAACAGUCCCAGGAGUACCACGUUGUCUGGCAGAGUCGAACAGUUGCAUACAGUCCAGAGCCGGCUGGAGGCUGCUGGACUGUUUGCUCGACCACUCCGCGUCAAUGUGGCUUACCACUCUCAAUUCAUCAAAGAGGUCGCAGAUGAUUACCGAAAACUCAUUGCGCCAAUCGUCUCGGACGAGGAGAGUCAAGGGGAACGGCCGAUCAUGUAUUCUUCCCUGACGGGCAGAAAGAGAGGAUUGAAAGUCAAUGCCGACUACUGGGCGAAAAACAUGGCGUCCGUCGUGCGCUUUGAUGAAGCCUUGACCGAACUAGUCCAAGACACCGACGCCUCCAUUGACUUCUUGGUAGAGAUAGGACCCUCUGGUGCGCUGGCAGGCCCGGUCAAACAAGUUUUGGAGCAAGCUCAACGCCACCAAGAAGUUUCAUACACUCCGGCGUUCGCAAGAGGGAAAAACGCAAUCAGAACCCUGGUCGAAUGUGCGGGUCGGGCGUUCAUCGCUGGCACAGAUGUGGACAUCUCACGGGUGAACGCCAUCGAUUCGCAGCAUCGACCCCCCGUGCUUGUCGAUCUGCCCAACUACUCCUGGGACCGAUCGCAAGAGUAUUGGUACGAGAACGAGUCGAGCGCUGACUGGCGUCAUCGCCUGCAUCCACAUCACGAGCUUCUCGGAAGCAAAGUCCUGGGCACAAGUUGGCAGGAGCCAACUUGGAAGAACACGCUGCGGGUGGAAGACCUACCUUGGCUGGCGGACCACAAGGCAACUCAAUCCUCCUCUCUCGGGUCUGAAAUCCUUUUCCCGGCAACUGCAUUUCUUGCAAUGGCCAUUGAAGCGAUACAGCAGCAGCACGAGGGAUUGACUGGCGUGGUACCACAGACUUCCAUCCAUGGCGUCCGCCUUCGAGACAUCAAAUUCCACCGUGCACUCCCUUUUCAGUCGGAAUCCGAUGUCAGGAUAAGGCUCACAUUGCGGCCACGCACAGGGGACAAGUCGGUAUGGCACGAGUACAAUGUCGCUUCGUUUGUCCUCGAACGAUGGCAAGAACAUAGCUCUGGGCUGGUACGAUUAGCGCACGCGGAAGAGGCUGCCCAUGCGGAAGGCGAAGAGGCUCAUCCCUUGGAACGACCCGUUCCCGGGGAUCUCUGGUACAAGGCGAUGCGUGAUGUUGGAUACAAGUUCGGGCCGAGCUUUCGGACCCAGAAAGCAAUAUCGGCAUACCCAGGUCAACGUCGCAGUCGUUCGCUGGUUUCACUCCGGGAGCCCGCGCUCCAAAGGCCAGCAUCACGCUAUUUGAUCCAUCCAGCAACCUUUGACGGUUGCAUUCAGAGUACGGCUCCCGCCAUGUGGGAAGGCGUGCGAUGGGACGUGAACGAACUCCUGGUCCCGGUAAGCAUCAAUGACAUGUUCGUCUCCUCGCACUUGACACCCAGCACGGACGAGGCUCGAGUGGAAGCCACGGCGGACUAUUCGGGGGUGGGCCGGCCGGAGAGCGCGAAGAGCCAUGUUUACCACAUCUCCGCGCAUGACACAAGUUCGGGACAACUCGUGCUGCAGGUGUCCGGAUUGAGCCAUAGCAUCAUCGAUCGCUCGCCUUCGAUAUACGACAAACAUCGAUACAGCCAGGUGCAGUGGAAGCCAGACAUCACCUUCGAGCGCCAGGCCUACCCGGCGGGAUCGUUGUCGCUCACGGACGAGUACAUCAGCCUGGUAUUGCACAAACAUUCCAGAUUGUCCGUCUUGGAAAUUGUACACACUCCCGAUGCGGAUCAGAGUCUGUGGCUGGGAGGGUCGAGCAAGUUCCGCGAGGCAGCCAGCGAUUUUACGCUCGCUGUCUCCGGAUUCGACGAGCUGGUCAAGUUCCAGUCCAAAUAUCCGGCAGACGCCACAGACGGGAGGUUUGUCGUGAUUGAGCGCACGACGGAAGCACUCGAAGCAUUUGCUCUCGCGCAACCGGAAAGUUUCCAGCAUGAUCUUGUCAUAUAUAGAUCUGGACUAGCUUCCGAUGCUGAGCUCGUACAGUCAGCUCGGAAGUAUCUCAAAGACGGAGGGUACCUGCUGUGGAGCAGAGAACAAGACACAUCAUCGAGCGAGGAACACGCGGGAAUCGAUGGCCACGAUGAUCCCGUCGAUUCAUCCCACGAAGAGAUUGCCGGCGGCGGCAAUGGCAUCCGUCGCAAAGCGAAUAUCGAGGGUUUGUGUCCGAAGGACCUUCGGCGCAUACAGCUCGACAUUCCCCGAACUCUGCUUCGCGAGGAUGUGACGCUUUGGGCCGACUUUUCUCACUCAAACUCAGCCGGUGCGGGCGGAAAUGUGAAGCUUUGUAGCCUCACGAGACCGGAUGAAGCAGUACGAGCUCUGCUCGGUGGCAUAGCUCAGGCAGGCUGGAGAAUGACACAUGAUGGCGAGCCGCCUGCCGAGGUGGACUCCAGCGCCAUCUCUCUGGUAAUUGAGUCUGGACAGCCUAUUCUCCCCGACAUAUCCGAGAAGGACUGGGUCAGCCUUCAGGAGCUAUUAGCCAGCGGAGCUCCGAUCCUUUGGAUCACAGAAGGCUCGCAAAUGAGACCCAGCCAACCCCACAAAGCUCUGAUCCACGGUCUUCGCAGGACGGCAAAAGCCGAGGACCCAUUGCUGGAACUCAUCACCUUGGAUGUGGAAUGCAUCAAUGGACCAAACACGGUGCCUGCCGUUCUGGAUGUUUUGCAGCGUCUCAAGGCUGGCAAGCUGAAAGGGACCGGCGUCGACUUCGAGUUUGCCGAGCGUGAAGGCGUAGUCUAUGUUCCCCGGGUGGUGCCGGAUACAGAGUUGAACUCGGCGGCAGCACAGCGUGGGAGAGCAGGUCGGAGUAUUCCGACGACACAUAGACCUUUGUCGUCGUUCGAUGCCCGCGUCGCAUUACAUUGUGAGAAGCCGGGCGAUCUGGACUCACUCACGUGGCAAGAAGAAGAUGUAGUGGAGACGCUGCAACCGGGAACAGUCGAAGUCGAGAUCAUGGCAGUCUCCUUGGCGUUCAAAGAUGUGGCCGUUGCCAUGGGUCUGGUUCCGGAGAACGAGCAUGUCCUGGGUCUCGAUGGAGCGGGCAUCGUGAGACGAGUGGCCAGCAGUGGAGUCGUCGCCCUCAGACCUGGACAGCGAGUCGUCGUUUCCGGUCACGGAGUCCUGGCCAAUCGUGUCAUCAAGCCAGCCUGCAGAGUUCAUGAGUUACCGGCCUGGAUGAGCUUCGAACAGGUCGCAACCACUCCGUUUAUCACGGCUCUGCAUUCGCUGGAAGGCCUCGCCAAAUUGCGAAAAGGAAGUCGAGUUCUCGUUCACUCGGCCUCUGGAGCGCUCGGAGCAGCCGUCAUUCAGCUUUGCCAGGUAGCGCAGGCUGAAGUGUUUGCAACUGUCGGCAGUGCCGAGAAGAAGGAGUUCCUGGUUCGUGAAUACGGCAUCCCAGAGGACCACAUUUUCAGUUCCCGAGACACGGCCUUUUCCCACGGCAUCAAGAAGAUCACUGGCGGUCGGGGUGUCGACAUCGUGCUCAACUCGCUUACGGGAGAGCUUCUCGAAGAGUCAUGGCGAUGCAUUGCCGAAGGAGGCACGUUCAUCGAAUUAGGGAAACGCGAUCUACUGGAUCGCGGAUACCUGCCACUCCAGCCUUUCCUACGCAACACGUCUUACCGAUGCAUUGACUUUGGGCACCGUGAGAUGCCAGAUGAGCUGAUUGGCGAGACUCUCAAAAAGGCGAUCACGCUCCUCGAACAAGGAGUGUUGAAGCCGAUUGAGCCGGUCACUGUCUUCAGGUUCGAUCAGAUCUCGGCUGCCUUUCGUGCCAUGGGCGGUUAUCACAUUGGUCGUGUCGUGGUGUCACGAUCAGCACCCCCUGACGUGUUGAUCCCAGUGCGACCUCGCGCGCGUCGCCUGCAUCUUGACCCGGGAGCCGCAUAUGUGCUCAUCGGCGGUCUCAAAGGUCUCAACGGUGGGAUCGCCGUUCAACUAGCUCUCUGGGGAGCGAGGACUCUCGUGGUCCUUGGCAGAAGUGGCUACGACGAUGACAAGUCGCAAGCCGUCUUGCGAGAACUUGAACUUCUCAACACGCGGGUUGUGCUGGUUCAAGGCGACGUUGCUCGGUACGAAGACGUUGGCCGAUGUCUAAAAGCAGCUGGCUCUCCCAUUCGAGGCAUAGUUCACGCCGCAAUGGUGUUGCGGGACAGAGUGUUUGCGUCCAUGACGAAUCAAGAGUACCAUCAGGCAUUGCGCUCCAAAGUGCAGGGGGCGUGGAACUUGCAUCGCGCGGCUGAAGAGUUGGGAAUCUCACUGGAUUUCUUCACGCUGUUCUCCUCCAUCUCGGGCUUGAUCGGACAGAAGGGUCAAGCAAACUACGCUGCCGGAAAUGCCUUUCUCGAUGCCUUGGCCGAGCACCGCAAGGCCCGUGGCUUGCCUGCAUGCUCCAUCGACCUGGGCGCCAUCGACGAUGUCGGAUACAUGAGCGAGCACGUCGACCUUCUGAGGGCACUGGACACCGAUUCGUGGACCCCAAUCAAUCAGUCUUUACUGCACGAGAUCCUUCAAUUUUCAAUUGAGCAGCAGGACAAGGAAGCCCCGAUCAACCCGGCCAGCUCGGCACAGCUAGUCACCAGCAUCUCCCAUCAUCAGAAGCCUGGCGGCGCACUUUUGUCCGACGCCCGAUUUGGUGCCUUGGGCCGCGGCUACAUCGGCGAAGACGAUGACUCGGCCGACGAGAUUGAAGCUGGAGGGGCUGCAGAGGUGCGCGCUUUCAAAACGCUCGUCCAGAACGGCGCAAAUACUGCCUCCCUCCAGCAGGGAGCUGUGGCGGCCAUCAAGGCCCAUCUCGCAAAGAUCCUUCAAAGUACGCAACCCAUCGAGGAGGAACGAUCGUUGAUUGAUUACGGCAUUGAUUCCUUGGCUGGAGUCGAACUCCGUAAUUGGAUUCGCAGCCGUUUUGAUGUCGAGUUGUCCACGCUAGAGGUUACGCAGACACCGUCUCUGAGUGCGUUGGGAAGCAAAGUAGUCAAACGCAAAUCGUCUUCUGAGCACGACGACGAAAGAGCGCGCAAGAGGGUUAGAAAAGACUAG